GGCAGUUCCGGCGGAAGGCGGCGGCGGGGCCGGGCCCGGCGUGGGGAUCUUCCCGCAGCGAUGGUGCAGGAGCCGGGCCCGAGGCUGGUGGCCGAGCUGCUGCUGCGGGCGGGGGCGGCCGACGCCAUCCUGUGCCUCUGCUCCCGCGCCUUCGUCGAAGAUCGAAAAUUAUAUAAACUGGGAUUAAAAGGAUUUUAUGUCAAAGAUGACAAUGACAGUACAGGGGAAGAACAAGCAUCUGAGGAGGAGAACCAUUGUCCCAAUGUGAGAUUAAAGGUGGAUACUAAUCAUGCCCUGGACCUGGAAGAAGUUGAAUUAGACUCAGAAGCUGAGCUUAUGAAGAGCAUGGGAUUGCCUCUUCAGUUUGGUGGGCAGUCAGCCCACAGGGACUUUGUGGUAACAGAAAAUUAUAGAAAGAAAAAUAACAUGAAGAUUAUGAAAAAGAAAAAGAAGAAGAAGAAAGAGUUACAGCAAAAACACGAGGAUAAAACGGGGCAGGAAUGCCAGGACGAAGCUUGUGGUGGUUGCAUCCAGUCCGUUUCUGGUGAGCUGGCCCUAGCUACAGAGCAAUGUGAGAUGAGCAGCAAACCUCAGGCUGUAAUUGAAGAGAACUGUGAAAGUUCAGAAAGCCUUGCAAGUGAGGCUUUACCCAGUGAACUUAAGGAAAAAUGGGAGAAGUACUGGAACGAAUACGGAGAGGGCCUUCUUUGGCAAAGUUGGUUGGAAAAGCAUCAAGAGGUGUCGUCAUCUGAGGGCAUCACAGCCUCUGAGCCUUGGAGUAGUCCAGAUACUAAGGAAGAAUGGGAGCAGCAUUAUAGUGAACUGUACUGGUAUUAUUGGGAACAGUUUCAGUACUGGACAAGUCAAGGAUGGACUACUGAGAGCUCACAUGGUGACAAGGUGGAAAUUAAUGGAAUUACACAGGAGACUGGUUUUUCAGGAGAAAUGGGCUUGGUUAGCCCAGGACCUGAGCACAGUGAAGUGCUGAGCUUGGAGCUGUCUCCCUCCAACACCAGAAGUGAGGAAAGACUCCCUUCAAGUGCUGAGCCCCACAGUGAAAUAAUCGCUGGGAUUUGUGAUUUAAAUCUGAAUUUGGAGGAAGUGGAGCAGAGCAGUGCUGCUGUAACAGUAGCCCACAAAGAUCCUGAAGAGCAAAGUUCAUCUGACAGUGGAAGCCAGAAGGAGCCGUGUGAUGGAGGAAGCAGAAAAAGGAGACCAUCUUGUGAAAAUAAAAGUGUCAACCAGUCAGGUGUGCAGGAGUCAUGUAGCUUGAAUUCAAGUGAAAAAAAGCAGUUGCUGCUUCAUGACCAAGAUGAAGAUGAGGAUGAAGAGCCUCCUGAAUACAGAUGUGUCAAAGUCAAGAGAAGCCAUGAGCUGGACAUGGAUGAGAAUCCAGUGGAAGAUCCCGAGGAAACCUGCUCUGUGUUGGGUUUCAAGUGUGGCACAGGACAAAAGUACGGUGGAAUUCCAGAUUUCACCCACCGAAGUGUGCAGUACUUGGAGAAAAAAGCAAAACUCAAGUCCAAAUUCUUGGAUAUGCGUAAACCAAGGAAGAGCAAAAACACACACAUCUUCUUUACAGAGGAAUCUGAAAUGACAUGCAAAAGAAGCAAAACUUUGAAGAAGGUGGAAAUGUUCCUGAAGCAGGUUAGUAAACCUGAGGAGGAAGACACGUCCCAGACAGGCACCCCUCAGGGUAAAGCAGAGGCAUCAUCUGGGAGCAGCAGUGACUCAGAGGGUCAGGAGGGCGUUGCUGCCACACUGAGUGUGAGGCCGGAUGCUGAAAUCCAGGAGCCACCAUCUCCCAGGGCAGCCUGCAUGGAACCUGGAGGGAGUAAGCUUGAGGAGGAGGCGCAGGACGCUGCUGCGAGGGGCUCCGAUGAGCAGGGGGCAGGGAGGCCCGAGCGUGGCGGUGGGCGGCAGCUUGUCCCUCUGGAUAUUCCUGAUUAUCUCCAGCCAGAGACGGAGGACAUCAGCCAAGCUGUAGAUGAAGAAAUUACUGCAAAGAAGAAGGAGACAAAAAGAAGGAGGAGGAAUAAAAAUGCACUGAGAACUAUACCUCCUGAGAUUGCUGCUGAUCCAGAGCUCAUCAAGUACUGGGCACAACGCUACCGGCUCUUCUCUCGGUUUGAUGAGGGAAUUCAACUAGACAGAGAGGGAUGGUUUUCUGUUACUCCUGAGAAAAUAGCUGAGCAUAUUGCCAUCCGUGUCAGUGAGUCGUUCAACUGCGACAUCAUAGUGGAUGCGUUCUGCGGGGUUGGAGGAAAUGCUAUUCAAUUUGCAUUGACCUCAAAAAGAGUGAUCGCCAUCGACAUCGAUCCCGAGAAGCUGCGGCUGGCGCGGCACAACGCCGAGGUGUACGGCGUGGCCGAGCACAUCGACUUCCUGUGCGGCGACUUCAUGGCGCUGGCGGCCGGCCUGCGCGCCGACGUGGUGUUCCUCAGCCCGCCCUGGGGGGGGCCUGACUACGCCACUGCCGAAAUCUUCGACAUCCAAACCAUGAUCUGCCCUGAUGGAUUUGAAAUUUUCAGGCUCUCCAAGAAGAUUACCAACAAUAUUGUGUAUUUUCUGCCUCGGAAUGCUGAUAUUAACCAGGUGGCUUCCUUAGCAGGGCCAGGAGGGAAAGUUGAAGUAGAACAAAAUUUUCUCAAUAACAAACUGAAGACAAUAACAGCUUAUUUUGGUGAUCUAAUAAGGCAUGACAUCUCCUGAACUCCAUGUGGAUUCUUCCAAACCCAUCCUCCCUAACUGCUGCCUUGCUUAAGCUUUUGUACAGCUGGCUGGUCAAAAAUGACUUCAAGCCAUUUUCCACUUUAAUUUCGGUUUACAGAAGUUUUUUUCUGUUUGCACUGUCAAUAAAUGUUUUAUAAUAAUUUUGACAAAACCGUGAAUGUAGAAAAGCUGUGAAUGUAUGAAGAAAGCUCUUUAUAAAAUGCAGUUUUUUCAAGGUUCAAGCCCAAGCCAUGGAAGUGGGGUUCAGGAUUUCUUUGUAACUCUCACAUGUGCUACGUCUGUCCUUGCUCUGGUUUUGAGCACCCAGAGGGUCAAGAAAAAUCGCUGAAAGCCACAGGAGCUGCUGUCUAUGCUUGAGAAAAAAAAGCAUCUGAACAUCAGGUGGAACUAGAGGGUCAGGUGCACCACAAGAGGUUAACCCCAGUCCACCUCUCUUGCUCCCUGCUCUCUGAUAAACCUUUUCAGGUUUUCUUUGCAGGAUGAAGGUUCACAUGUUACUUCUAGUGAGUGCUCUGACUUGUGGCAGCUCAAAGAGAGAGCUGGGUGUGUUUGUGUCUGGAGGUGGGACUCUACCCUCUGGGUAUUGUCAUUUUAUUUUAUUUUUUAAUCUCUCUGCCAUUCCUCUUCAUUGCAAAGGUAUUUUGAAGAAACCUUUUGCCCAGAGGUUUGUGUCAGUAAGCAGAGGGGUUUCUGUCCCCCUUCUUUUCUAGGCCUUUGGAAUCCUCACACAGGCUUCAGGGCAGAAAUAAGCCAUCUUUUCCUGGUGAGGGCUCUCUGCUCUCACUUAGAGUUUGGAGGGGAAGAGUGGCCUUUGUGCAGUUCUCCAAGUAGAAGAGGAGGCAAGUGAGAAAUGCCUAGGGCAUGGCUAUGGUGCUCUCGCUGAAAUAUUCUUACAUUAAGUCCCCUAGCACAAUUUUGAGUUGUUUUUGAGUUAAGAGUGUAGGAAUAAUAAUUUCUAAGAUAAAUUAAUGCUGCUUCUCCUCUGCUUUGAGUGCAGCAGGAUGCUGAAGGCAGCAGAAACUAAGCACUAAACCACACAUUAGUGCUAUCCAAGAAAACUAGAAUAACUAUAGAAUAACCAAAUAAGAGGAUCUAUUUUCCCCAUUAAGGAAUGAAAUCCAACUCUUCAAUGAAAACAGUUGAAGAGACCAAAGUGUUUGUGUGUUUAGGGAUUGUUAUGACUCAGUGUGAGUUUGCAGUGCAGUAAAAUAGCCCUUGGGAAAUAACUGUUUUCUAGCUUUGCUGUCUUUCCCCAGACAAGUGCUAAACUUCUGCUGUUACAUUCAUGCUUCGUGGAAGGUAUUUUAUGAAGAUACUUUGGCUAAUUUGGAUCACUGCACUUUGCCACAGUGCUACAGCAAGGAAGAAGUCUUGUGCUGGCUAUGCAUCACUGUUUAAAGGGAAUUAUUAAGGAAAUAAUAUUUCUUAGAAGUUUCCUAUUAGGUCGUAGGGGAAUUUGGCAAGAGUGCUAAUACUACAGGAGCUCUAAACCUACUGUGGCAGUGGCAUGUGAAUGCAAGUCCAUGAGGCUGAAUGAAGAAUAGAUUCAUUUAAAUUGUGUAUGUCACAGUACCCUGUACACUGAAAUUUUACUAUAUUUGGCUUAUUGCUACUUGUAGAAAUACCCUUGUCUUAUUACUUGGUCCUCUUUUUCUCCUUAAGGAGAUGCUUGAGAAACAUUUUGAGAUCUUGCUGAUGCUACUUCUGUAAAAGGAGGCUCUGAUGGUGAAAUGCCUGUGAAUUUACUUUUGCCUUCUGGAAAGUAGUUAGAUUUUGUUCAGUGCCCGUGUGGAAGCUAAAAUACAAAAGGUACAACAUUUACUCAUUUGAAUUUUUACUUCCAGUAUCAUGAACUUAAUGGUAAGAAGGAACAAUUUCUCAAAGGUCUCUGCGGACCUUUGCAAGCCCAUGGAAUAUCAAAAGCAGAAGAAUAUCUUUGUUCAUAGCUGUUCCUCUCUCUAACCAAGAAGGACAAAAGGGGAUUUUUUGGUUUUUGGUUUUUUUUUUAAUUACAACUUGAAGUCAGAAUGCACUCUUCUGGGCUGUGAUAAAUGUUUGCCCUCACUUCCCACUUGCACAGAACUGGUGAAGUUCCCCCAGGCUUUGAAUCUACCCAUCUAAAUUUAAGCCUAAAAUACAUUUGUGAGUACUUUUAGGUUUUUGUUUAUAAUAUCAACCAAAAAACCCUUCAUGGAGGAGAGCUUCAGUCAUGACUUGCUAUAAAAUGUUAUUUUGCUGUUUAUUGGGGAAAAAAGUUAACAUGGGCUGAGACACUGUUUUAAUACCCUUUCUGAAUUUAGCUAGUAUUUUGUAAAUGAUACAUUGGGCAGCAAAGAAGUUACAUUGCUACUGUAAGUACUCAUAGAAGUUUGAUCUUUUACCCAUUCUAAGACACAAAAUAAGCUACAGGAAAAUGCAGAUUUUUUUUUUCCAAGGGCUAAAUGCAGUAAAUGUGUACUGAGUUCUACUUUCCAGUACACUCUUGAGCCCUUAAUCUCUUUAGGUUUAUCUUAAUUAAAUCCAACAUUAAAUCAAGCCCAUUCAUUUCUUUUUCUGGUGCAUGGCAUGACGAGAAGUGAUAGAAGAUGAAGUUAGGUGCAUUGCAAGCCUGAACUUAAUUGCAGGUUCAGGGGACCAGAGCAGAGCAUCAGCAGGGCUGAGCAGCUAUCUCUUCAUGGCAGGACAUCACUCUGCCCUUCUCUGAAUGAGGCCCCCUUAGAGUUAAGAGAAAAAAAUUAACUGUUCCAUGAGGUUUUCAUGUACAGGUUUUAGAAAACCUUCUCCAAGUGUACUGUUUCUGAAACAACAUCUGGGUCUAUAUGUGCAACUGAGAGGUUAUAUAAGCAAAUUAUUGUUACACCACAGUGACCAUAGUAACAUUUAGCAGAGGGAAACCCCGUAAAUAGCAGAAGGAAAAAAUUACUUGCAAUAACUCAUUGAACAAAUCAGUAGAAAAUUGGGUUAUUUUCACUUGGUUUGCUCUCUGAGCUUUCAUAUGCCUCAUAGUCAUGUUUGCUUUAAUUGUCCUCCCCUCGUACACAAACCUUCCCAUCUCCAAAUACCAAGAAAGAGGGGCAAUCCUGUCACUUAAUGAUUUACUCUUGCUGGUGUAGCCUUUCCAACACAGGCAUCUUCGUAUUCCUGCCACUUGAAUAUCUUUGUGAGGUCCAGAAUACCUAUAAAAAGUUGAUUUUCAGUGGUGAAGGAGUUUCAGAUUUCUUUAUGAAGACAGUAGAGAUAUCUUUGUAAGUGUGUGUUGCAGUGGCAGAGGAGUAAAUGCUGUAAAACCAAGCUUGAAAUCAAUUCAGACCCUGUCUUGUUUCAGCUGUCAGAUGAUGAAGCUGUCAAGUGGCUCAGCCUGGUCCCUCUGGAUGGAGUAUUAGGAAUAUGCACACUCCAGCAAAGUACGUGUAAGAGCAAUGCUGUGUUGAUUCAGUUGAAUGAAAUCCCCCAAACACCAAAAUUAAUUCAUACCAAAAAACCCCCAUCCAAAACUGUAAAAAAUGCUAAAACAACCUUAUUACUUGGGAGGUUGCAGGGGGCUGCAGGAGCCAUCAGUAGCUAAAAAGGAAGCAAUAGGGCUGGCCAAAGCCAGCUGAAGUCACUGAACCUAGUGAGGCUGGACAUUCACCCAGGCUCUGAAGAUCUGAGCUGCACACACGCAGGGAGGAGGCAGGAGUGAAGGCUCUCUGCAAACACGACCUGUCCCUCACAGGGUUUGGUUUCUGCCUCUACUCAGCAUGGUCCUGUGGUGUCUCUUAGCAAUGCUUUAGGUUUUGACGGUGCCUGUGGAUUGCUGAGAGCAGGGCUACUGCCCAGGGCGGAGGUGUGGGGAACAGCAGCCUGGGCAGCCCUGGCAGUACUGGGCUCUGCUCAAGGGUUUCCUCACCCAGGGGAAUUCCCAGCUGAGCUGUGCACACAACUCUGCAAAACACUCCCUGCAACACCCCUGCAGCCCGAGAGGUUAGCCCUGGAUUUCUCCACAUAGAGACCCAAGGAUGGGUGUCUUUUUAGCAUGUGUCGCAACAGAGUAUCAGGGCAGGGAGUGUGGUUUUGCUGCCAGCCCCUUGUGGACCCUUCUUCAAGUCUCACGCAAAUGUAUUUUCUGAGUUCUUGCUUCCCACACAUCUCUGAGGUCUUGGCCUGCCGCCUUGCAAAGUUCCAAAACCUGAGCAAGUUUCAAGAUGCUUCCCCAGCAGCUUUACUAAAAACCCGAAACAUUGCUCUGGGUUUCUGGGUUCUCAGACUGCUGAGGAAAAAAAUAUGCUGUUGGAGGCAGUCUGGGUUUGAUGACAGCACAAUUCUUCCUGUCUCUCUGGGUGCCUUUGCUCAUUCUCUUCCUUUUUUUCAAGAAUGUGCUUCAACCUUCUUGUGAAACCCCUGUGGUUUAUUAGAGGAGUGCAGUGUGAACAGCAGAGCUUUAGCCCUGUGUAAAUAUGAGUACAGGGGCUCACAGAGCACCGUCAGUGUUUUGGAACUAAUGAAAUGCCUUUCCCCAGGAUUUUAUUCUAAAAUCUGGCCAAAGAAUGGACAUCAGAGAGGAAAUGACUCUGCAUAGUCAUCACAGGUUGCUGCCGGUUGAACAAACACUUUUAUCCCAUCAGUGCACUUCUUCUACCUAGACCUCUGGGGGGGUCUUUGACAUUGUUGCAGUGUCGGAUACAGUUAUGGUAACAGUGGCAAGAGCUUUGGUGAAAGGCAGUAUUGUGGUCUGACAGCAAAACCUGUCCUAAGGUAUUCAUUAAAUUGUUCCAGGCACUGGGACAGCCUAUGAUUAUGUCAAACAGGGGAGCAAAUUGUACGCUCUGCUUUCACGGCAUGCACAAACUUAAUCUGAAAGUCUGCCUGGGAAGGUUAAACACAGACAGCUUUGUUUAGGAGAGCUCCAAACUGGCAGAGCCCACUACCCCAGAGGGUCACCUGUGGGGGACUGCCUGUGCCAAAUGUCUGUGCUGGUGGGGGAAUGCUUUCUGUGGGUGCAGGUUGCAGCUGAGCUUGUCCAAGGGGUUCCCUCAGAUGUCAGAACAUUUGGAUGUUCCCAGGAGAUGCAGUGCUAUCUGUAGCUCAGGCUCUCAUCUGUACUUCUGGAAAGUGGUCCCCAAAGGAGAAGCUGGAGUUCCCCAGGAAGCAGCUGCGUGGGGAACUCUGGGCUCCUCCUGCAGGAGAAACCAUGCUUCAGGAAGUGUUUAGUGUGGGGUUUUGACACGGAAAGUGCCGGUUGUCACAGCAACACUGAGCCUUGUGGGACUUCUAGACCUUACGCAGAAAUUACCCACCAGGGUAUUCCUUAACCCUGCCAGGAAGAGGUGCUGGUAGAGUCAGGAUUGAGAGCAACCCUUGUGGUCAUGUAAUGCAGAGUGGGACACCAACAUGCAGGGGCUCCUGAUGGCCCAAAGAGUGAGCCAAGUGCUGGGAGCAGGACAGAGCAAAGAGCCCACAGGGCCGUGUUCAGGC
Motacilla alba alba is the source of this 8187-nucleotide messenger RNA. It is a transcript of the gene TGS1, whose product is annotated as trimethylguanosine synthase 1. The record is from RefSeq and is a predicted model, not a curated record. The transcript is spliced from 13 exons. Lineage: Eukaryota; Metazoa; Chordata; Aves; Passeriformes; Motacillidae. The coding region runs from base 61 to 2712 and encodes 883 amino acids. Gene Ontology annotation, cellular component: nucleus. Gene Ontology annotation, biological process: 7-methylguanosine cap hypermethylation; 7-methylguanosine RNA capping. Gene Ontology annotation, molecular function: RNA cap trimethylguanosine synthase activity.